UGGAGAAUAAAAAACCUUCACCUGGCUGUGGUCAUUAAUCCUCCGGUCCGGACUGUGACAGCUCUUUAAACUGUUCCUCUGUCGGCACAUUAACAACAGUUUGGGCCUUUUUAAAAUCAAACAUCAUCAUUAUUAUAAAAUAACCGUCAGACUGUCAGACAAAGUGCCGUUAGCUUCAGUCUCCGGUUCACCGUUUAACCGGUUCCAGCUCGUUAGCCUGUUAGCCUGUUAGCUCGUUAGCCUGUUAGCCUGUUAGCCUGUUAGCCGUCUCCUUUUGUCUCUGCAGCAGGUUAGCUCGCAGGCUUUCACGUCUUCUCUGGAUUAGCUGGUUAUUCCGCUUUUUUGUUUUAAUUUGUUUUAUUUCGCCUGACAGAAGCUCAGCACACCAAGAUAGGCGGCUUGGGAACCAAGAUGUCCAACCGACCUGUGUGCAGAGAAGCAAGUCACGCCGGGAGCUGGUACUCUGCCUCGGGAUCCCAGCUGAACGCUCAACUAGAAGGCUGGCUGUCCAAAGCCGAGUCCUCCAUCAGACCUGCUCGAGCCAUCAUAGCACCGCAUGCCGGGUACACCUACUGUGGCGCUUGUGCAGCACACGCCUACAAGCAGGUCGAUCCCUCUGUUACUCGUAGGGUGUUCAUCCUGGGACCUUCACACCACGUGCCCCUCUCCCGCUGUGCACUGUCGCCCGCAGACGUCUACAGAACGCCUCUCUACGACCUGAGAAUCGACCAGAAGGUUUACUCCGACCUCUGGAAAACCGGGUUGUUCGAGCGGAUGAGCAUCCAGACAGACGAAGACGAGCACAGUAUCGAGAUGCACUUGCCUUACACUGCUAAAGCCAUGGAGAGCCACAAAGACGAGUUCAGCAUCGUCCCCGUGCUGGUGGGCGCCCUGAGCGAGUCCAGGGAACAGGAGUACGGGAAACUGCUCAGCAAGUACCUGGCCGACCCCUCCAACCUUUUCAUCAUCUCCUCCGACUUCUGCCACUGGGGUCAGCGGUUCCGCUACACGUACUACGAUGAGGCUCAGGGGGAGAUCUACAGGUCCAUUGAACAUCUGGAUAGAAUGGGGAUGGGCAUUAUAGAACAGCUGGACCCGAUGUCUUUCACCAACUACUUGAAGAAGUACCGCAACACCAUCUGUGGGCGCCACCCUAUCGGAGUGCUGCUAAAUGCCGUGGCCGAGCUGAGGAAGUCGGGAUUAGAAAUGAACUUCUCGUUCCUGAACUACGCCCAGUCGAGUGAGUGCAGGAACUGGCAGGACAGCUCUGUGAGCUACGCUGCCGGGGCGCUCAUCGUCCAUUGAGGUCGACCGUCGCAGGGGGGCAAAGCAAUGCCGCGGCCCUGCCCUUACUAUCUCUCGCCAUAACACCCCCUUCCCCCUCUCUCUCUCUCUCUUAGCCCCGCCCACUUCCCUGUUACACCCACUUUUUGCAGGAAGGACCUAGACACUCAAAGCCAGUAGUCUCUCUCUCUCUCUCUGUCUCUCUCUCUCUCUCUGUCUCUCUCUCUCUCUCUCUGUCUCUCUCUCUCUCUGUCU
Messenger RNA from Labrus bergylta (ballan wrasse), 1539 nucleotides. It is a transcript of the gene memo1, whose product is annotated as mediator of cell motility 1. Lineage: Eukaryota; Metazoa; Chordata; Actinopteri; Labriformes; Labridae. The record is from RefSeq and is a predicted model, not a curated record.